This is a messenger RNA of Dipodomys ordii (Ord's kangaroo rat), 2680 nucleotides long. Its product is annotated as sodium-dependent glucose transporter 1C-like. The transcript has 4 exons. The coding region runs from base 239 to 1399 and encodes 386 amino acids. Lineage: Eukaryota; Metazoa; Chordata; Mammalia; Rodentia; Heteromyidae. The record is from RefSeq and is a predicted model, not a curated record.
UGCCCGGCAGCGGCUCCUCCAGACCCGGGUGCCUGCGAAGAAUAAGCCCGAGGCGGUGGCCCGGAGCCCGCGGCGCCGGUUCACCACGCUGAUCCUGUGUCUGGCCUUCUUGGGGCUGGGAACAACCACUGCUAUACUGGGACCCACAUUUCAAGAUCUGGCCACUAACGUGAACCGCAAUAUCAGCAGUCUUUCUGAAGUAUUUGUGGGUCGUGCUUUUGGAUAUUUGUGUGGCUCUAUGAUUGGAGGAGUUCUUUUGGACUGUAUGAAUCAGUUUUUGCUUUUGGGGCUUUCCAUGCUAGCGACUACAGUCGGUCUUUAUCUCACUCCAUUUUGCAAGCAAGCAGUACUGCUGAUUGUCAUGAUGUCUGUCUUUGGGGUUUCAUUUGGUGCUCUGGAUACAGGUGGGAACGUGCUCAUCUUGGCUCUUUGGGGGGACAAGAGCCCCCCACACAUGCAGGCCUUACACUUCAGUUUUGCCCUGGGUGCCUUCCUGGCUCCCCUGCUGGCUAAACUGGCGCUGGGCCCCACAGAGUCUGCUGACAACCACACAGAAACCGACUUUCUGCCUGCAGCCCUCAAUGCCUCUUCUGAAGCCGCCUCAGACCCUCUACUCGCAGCUCCCCAUGACAUGAACUUACUGUGGGCUUAUGCUUCCAUAGGCACUUAUAUUCUUGUGGUUUCUCUCUUUUUCUUUGCUCUGUUCUUCAUGAAAAGCUCAAGGCAGGGAAAAUCAACAGCAUCUGCUCAGCAAUCUCGAAGAGCUCAAUACCACAAGGCCCUUCUCUGUCUGCUUUUUCUGUUCUUCUUCUUCUACGUUGGGGCUGAGGUGACAUACGGCUCUUACCUUUUCUCCUUUGCCACCACCCAUGUUGGCAUGGACGAGAGAGAGGCAGCUGGCUUGAACUCCAUCUUCUGGGGGACCUUCGCAGCCUGCAGGGGCCUGGCAAUCCUCUUUGCCACGUGUUUACGCCCUGCCACUAUGAUUGUGUUGAGCAACAUUGGCAGCCUGGCCUCCUGUUUGUUUCUGGUGCUUUUUGACAGGAGCCCCCUUUGUCUCUGGAUAGCAACCUCGGUGUAUGGGGCCUCCAUGGCCACCACGUUUCCCAGUGGUGUUUCUUGGAUUGAACAGUACACCACCAUCAGUGGCAAAUCUGCUGCAUUUUUUGUGAUUGGUGGUACUCUGGGAGAAAUGGCUAUUCCUGCAGUAAUUGGAAUUCUUCAAAGGCAAUACCCAGAUUUACCAGUAGUUCUGUACAUCUGUUUGGGGUCAGCAAUAUGCACUGCUAUUAUAUUUCCUGUGAUGUAUAAACUAGCUACCUUGCCUUUGUACCACCACAGAAAAAGAAACAGAAAGAACAAAGACCAGAAAGCUUUGCCAUCUAGUUUUGGGUUAUAAAGGAACAAGCUGAGGGCUCAGUGGCUCAGGCCUCCAGCCAAGAGUAGCUAUAGUCCUAGUUACUCAGAAAAUUGUGAUCCAGAUCACAGUUCAAAGCCAGGCCUGGCAGAAAAGUCCAGAGUUGUACAUGAACCAUCAUUGUGCACAAACCGUAAGAUCUUGUCAUGAGUCUCCCUUGGCAUGUGGCUGGUUAGGUAUUCUUGCAUUGUAUCCAGCAUUAAGAGCAUUGGAUGAAGGCAUUUGUAGUUGAGAACUGGUGGUGCUAGAGAGGAGUGGAGUUGGAUUUUCUAAGUAAAUGAUUGGGCAUCCUUGUUCUGCCUGAGAACUGGGGAGAACAGUUUCAUGAAAGAGUAUCCUAGUAAGGGGCAGAGUUUGUUGUUUUUUUUUUUAACUCAACACAGAGUUAGACUAAGGCAUAAGGGCUAAUACUAAGGGCUCAUUUUAAAAUUUUUCUAUAAAAAUACUUAAGAGGGCCUAAAAGACCUGUCUUGAAGAUGUGACUCUGCCAUGUAGGGCUACACUGAGGACCUUAUUCUACAGUAAUUUGUCUCAUUUUUACUGAUCUGUGAUCCUAGAAAUCAAAAUGAGUUGAUUCACAAGUAGAAAGCCUAAAGUUUUAAAGUCUGUGUAAGAUGUCUGUUACAGCAGCCUCUUCAUUUCAAAUGGAAAUGUAACUAAAAUGAUCAUUGUCUUUUAGAUGAUGGUGCUGAUAGUGAAUGCAUGCCAAAUUAAUAUGCAUAAUGUUUAAUUCAUUCUCACAAUGAUUAUAUGAAAAACUCAGUAACGGUGAUGCAUUUCACUCAUGCAGAGUAUACCUUUCCCCUUAAUUUUAACAUGGCUGAAACAGGACAUAGCCCACAAUCAAUCAAUGAUCAUGUAACAUCAUGACAAAAUUAUACAUGUGAAAUUCAUACACGUAUUUAAAAUAACUACACUCAAUAUCUUAAACUAACAAAAUAGUAACUCUUUUGAUUAUGGAGAUUAUAAUGUUUGAUUCACAAUUUUUGUGUUAAAGUUAUUUAUUCGCUUGUUCAUUUUGGGACAGGGUCUCAACUCUUACGCAGAACUUCCACCUCAGCCUCCUAACUUCCUAGGACACCAGAGUUAUAUGCCUCAAUGCUGGAAGGAAAAGAGUUUUUAGAUGUAAUUGUUCUCCCUAGAUAUGUUCAAAAGGGAUUUAGUUACAUUUUAGAAGCUAUUAUGGAGUUAUUACAUUAGUCAUAGAGCUAUAGAUGGGUCUCUUGGGGCCCUUGGCCUACCUCAAUAAAGAUAAUGAGUCUG